AUGAACACGUUACCGAAUGAGCUGAAAUCAAAAAUUUUGGGAGAAUGCGAAUACACGGAUUGUAUGAGUUUUCGUGCGGUAAGUCUGAAACUGAAUCUUGAAGCCAAUGUUAUUCUCUUAUCCAAUCUUCUCUAGACAUCUCGCAAAAACCACGACAUCGGCAACUAUAUGCUUGCCAAAACACAAACUUUCGAUUUCCGGCACUAUCGCCGUCACAUUCUUGAAGCGGAGGAGAAGAUGAAGAAGAAAAACGGCGGGAAUUUGAAUUCAGCCAAGGUGAGUGCGAUGAUAGAUCACGUUUAUCAUUGCAGUUGUUUUUGUUUCAGAUGAUCGCGUUUAUGGAAUUUCUGCCAAGUUUGCAAAAACUCGUGCUGGCUGACCUUCCGUGUUUCUUCACUCUUAGUGAUAUGAUAAAAGUGAGUAAAAUCUGUUGUGAAUAUGAUGAUAUCGGUAUUUUUUCAGCUGGGCAAAUCUCUUCCAAAUCUUUACAAAUUCUCAAUCGUUCAGGAAGAGAAUAACCAGUGGCUUGGGAAAGAGGCUCUGUUAGGCUUAAACUACUUUGAAUCUCUGAAUAAUCUGAAGCUGGUCGGCUGGGAACCAUCCAACGUCGCUAAAAGAGGUAAUAGAGCACAAGCAUCAGGGAAACACUUCAUUUUUCCAGGUUGCGCUGCUCGGUACGAGGUGAUUCCGCAGGGUACACUUCGGAAACUCCUCAAUAUCACUAUCAUUUGCAAACAAGAGACAGUGUCAAAAGUGUUACAGCACAUUCUUGAUAAUGAAGUUUUCAUGACAAAUUGUGUCAAGGCCAAAGUACGUGGGAGGGCGAGAAACAUUUUUGAAGUGAUGUUUCUUUCAGUUCAAUGUUCGUCUAUCUUCAGCGGAUAUUCCGCAUCUUAUCAUGAAAUUCAUCGAGUUCCACCCGAACAUCCAGAAAAUCGCAUUCAACGGGUUCCUGUUUACCACUCAGGAGCAGGUACAAAGUUUUUAUGAGUGAGUUGGGUGUUUGUACUGUGUAGUCUGUCAAACAAGAUUUCAGUCAUCUGCUGGCUCUACCUCAACUCGAGAGAGUUCACCUGGACAACUGUUCUGUGAUCGAGAGAAUCGAACAAGCAUUGCAACGAACUUUUUUAGAAGCCUUGCGGAAACGAGGCAUCAAGUUUAACAAUCUGGUUAAGAGCAUGAGGCAUGGGUAA
This is a messenger RNA of Caenorhabditis sp. 36 PRJEB53466, 1193 nucleotides long. The record is from the annotation of a GenBank genome assembly. Lineage: Eukaryota; Metazoa; Nematoda; Chromadorea; Rhabditida; Rhabditidae.